Molecule: messenger RNA, 4197 nt
Organism: Trichoplax adhaerens
Lineage: Eukaryota; Metazoa; Placozoa; Uniplacotomia; Trichoplacea; Trichoplacidae
Exons: 36
Coding region: 1-4197 (1398 amino acids)
Biological process (GO): tRNA methylation
Cellular component (GO): cytosol
Source: RefSeq, a predicted model, not a curated record
AUGGCUGGUACCACGGAGGUUAUGGAUCUUAUUCAAGUAAAGCUACAACAAUUUCUUAGAUUCCCAGAGCUAAAAUCCGAAAUAUUAGAUGCCAUGCACAAUUUGGAUUGUAAAAAUCUCACGACAUUAAUAUAUGAACAUGUUGUUAUCAGUGAAAAUAGUAUCCGACAGAAAUUAGCAAUUCUAGAUGAAUUACUGCGAUCGUUAGAAAGCAGCUCAACUGAAUUACAGGAAGAUGAUAUCCCAAAUAGCGUGCUGCAGUUAUCUUGCAGUGUAUAUUUACAAGAACAGGGUAACUUAAAGCAAUGCAGGCGAUUAGAGAAGCUGCUUUAUAAAUUAUCAAGCAUUAAUCAGGCCAAAUUCAGUGCGAUAUUCUCGAAUGAAAUUAAUGAAUUACUACGUAAAGAUUUGGACCAUUUGCCUAAUCGUCUCAGGACCGUUGUUUACUUGGCUGAAGGUUCUAAACUAACCCGUGAAACGUUCGCAUUAUCCAUUGAUUCCUUGAUCACAUACGUAGCCUAUGCCUGCAACGAGAUCAUCCUAAAAGCUAAGGAAAUUCAGCCCGAGAACAUCACUAUGACUGCUAAGCUAACUUUACAAUUAUUCCAACAUUUUCCUGAAGUAUGUAUGAGGGCUGUGUGGGGGACUGAAAAUAAAGGCGACUUACAUUCAAAGUUUGAACUUAUGAUCAAAUCUGUAUUAAAAAUUAUUUUUCAAUGUGCAGAUGCUAUUGAUACAUUAUUGAUGGCAAGUACAGCAUUGGGGAUGUUGAUCAAUAUAUCACAAGAUCUAAAACUCGGAUGUAAUACAGUUACAAAUUUACUUAUUUUAUCAGGUGCAAUUGAUGAACCCAAAGAACGGCAGAACAUCACUGUCUAUGGUUUAAAAGUUGGAAACAUCUUUGUUGAUACCUCAUUUUUAAAGUGUAUCAGCGAAUCAGCUACAAAUUUUACGACUCUACUUUUAAUAAGAGGCUUACUGAAUUCUGGAAAUAUUAAGCUGCUUGCUGUGUCAACUACUAUGAUAAAGAAAACAAAACCGGAGGAUUCUCAGUUAGGUCGUGUUCUACUAUUAAUCUUAUUACGUUUGUGUAAAGAUCUAAGCAAUUCAAACUUUCACUAUCAGGCUGUCCAGACUUUUGCCCAGUGGUUACAAAAUACAAAAGAAAUGUUACUAGAAGUGAAGAUGGACGAUCAUUUACCUUUAUUUGUAUCUCAUAGUCCUGUAACUGAUGAAAUCUUGAAAUUUAUCUGGGAGUCUAUUAAUGAUCCUAUUGAUGGUGUGUCAUAUCACGUUAAGAACAUUUUCAGCUUACUAUUAUUGGUGCACUCUUUAGAAUGUAAAUUAAGACAAAUACCUGAAAACGACGAGUUUGUCCGAGAACUAAUUAAUAAGACGCUAAUGAUAUCAUGGCAGUCAAAAGGCAGAUAUGCUCUUUUGCACUGUAUCAUCAAACAAGCUGGGCCUAAAGUAGUAUUAAACAUUGAUAAAACUUUACCUUUCGCGCUGUCUCGGUGUUUAAGUAUCAAUUCCUUGGCUUCAAUUUCAUGCGAUAUUUACAAAACUUUCUUGAACGAUUUACAGGUAGGUUUACUGAUUAAUCCUAAACAAUAUGCAAGAUUAAAUGAAUAUUACAGAUACCAGCAUAGCCAAGCUUUAAAGAUAUUGGUUAUGCAUUUUAUUCGCAUUAAUCAGUUUAUAUCUCGUUUUGCGUAUGCUAAAUGCCAUAUUAAGAGUGAAGACAUCAUAAGCAGUUGGGCGACGGCGUGGAUAGAUCCAAUUAUAAAUGGAUUAUUUGACGAUGAAGAUGCGUUGCUUCGACACAACAUGCGAAUUUACUGGUUACCGGCAACUUUGUCUAUAAUCUCCAAUUCCUUGCAUCAAUUGUUAGACGCCAGUGAAUUAAGAUUUAAUAAUAUGAACUCGAAAUGCCCCUCCGCUAGAGCUACACUUCGACAUAUACAUGCAAAAGUAAUGAUCUACAAUGCCGCCAAAGCAUUGGAUAUUAUUCAUGUAACUGAAUUGCCUGAAGAAUUAUUGGAUUCCUCUUUGCAAUGCUGGGAUGAUGAUAUUCGUAUGGAUGCAAUAUCGCUGCUGUGUUUUAGCCAAAAGCGCGCUGAUGGUUUAACUGAUAUGGAAAUAAAAUUUCUACGCCAGUAUCUACCUCUUAAUUUCAAUAGUGAUAACGCUGCAUUUCGCCAACGACUGUUAGCUAGUUUGAAAGUCCUACUUGAGCGAAUUCGAGAUAGCAGGUUAUUGCGGAAACGGCAACUUGCAGGCUCUGAUGAAUUUAGAAUCUUAAAUCAGCGGAUAAUGACUAAUAUAGAAGUCCUAGACUGGCUAUUUAAUUGCAGCAUUGAAUGCUUGAAUCCUGAUUCGUCUUUUCAGCGAUCAAUUACAGGACUUAAAGUAUGCAGCCUAAUAUUUCAAAUUAUCGCAUCUACUUGGAAUCCGGAUAAAAGGAAAGGCCAGCCCCCAGCUGCUAUGGCGGAAUUAAUUAAUUGGGCGCAUCGACAGCAACGCCUGCAAUUUCUAUCUCCUAGGAACCUAGGAAUAUUAUUUCAUUGCUUCCAAAGUCAACAUGGCGAGAUGGAAUCGGCUUCGAAAGAAAUUCUUUAUAAAUACGUUGCCUGGCCUAUAGCAAUUAAAACAGCAACCGAUCACGAAAAGUUCUUAGCCGUUCUUGCAAUCAAUACCUAUUAUUUAAUUUGCAGUCCAAAAGCAUCAGAUUGCAAUCACGGAGCGUCAUUAAUGGCACUGAUUGUCAAUAGGUAUUUAACAAAUGGAUUCUCAAUGCAAUUAAAUGAAAAUUGCCAGGGCUUUGAGAUAUUGAAGAUUGAUGGACUUUCUACUGUUAACGAAGAUGCAUCUCUACAGGCCAUGACGGUCUUGCAUAAAUUAUUAGAUCAUCAGCUUACUUCGGCUAAACAGUUUCUGACAUUUGCUAUUAAGGAAACUCCUAUCUACGGUAUAAUAACGACUAUACGUCGGUGUUUACUGGAAUGUCCAAAUUUCAUUAAGAGUAACAAGAAAAGCGCCGUGGGCAAUGUGAAGCUAGCAUCUCCUUUGUCUUUCUCUAUUCAAGAAUGGCGCACUGCUUUAAAAAAAAUAAUUCGUCUGGCAGACGAACUGAUCAAUUAUAUCUUGUUCGAUAUCUUGUCAGAUAAUGACAUCUCUGAAUUAGAAACUUCGGCCUCCUUUGCUGAUAUGGGUAAAGCAAUUAACCGCAUUAUUCUAUCUGAUACCCAACAUAAACUUGAGGAUAACAGUUCGAGUACAGCCAUGUAUGACCUAGUAAUUUCUUUUUGCUGGUUAAAUCUGAAGGAGAUUGGUUUGCUAAUAGGGGCAAUUGUCGAUACUGUUCCACUAUGCACGAUAAAGUUUGAAAUGGAUAAGUCUGCUAAGGAUAGUCAGGGCUUUCUAGAGACUGAAGAUGUUGAAAAAAUUGGCGACAUGUUCAUCAAACUUUUAACAAAGUGUCGUCAUAAAGGUGUUAUUGAAGGCUGUAGCAUAGGCUUUGUUCAGGUCUGCACAAAGUUAUUAUGCAGUUCAUCGUCAACUUAUCAAGAUAUACCUAAAUUGUGGCUAACUCAGGCUUUGUCUGUCAUUACCACCGAUCAAAUGUCUUCAUCCUUUACCAAGAAGAGCGCUGGCUUGCCGUUAUUAAUUCAGUCUAUUGUAUCGAGUGAGCCGCAAAAUGCGAAGAAAACUCUGCUAAGAUUAAGCAUGAAAACAUUAGAAUUAGUCACUCGUCGGCCUAUUGGUGAAGAAUAUGACGAAACUACUGAUUUACCGCAGACUCAUGCAUUAAAUGUAAUGAAGGUCCUUUAUCGGGAUUCUAGUCUUGGUGGUGAUGUUUUGUGUUAUGCGGCCGAUGGAGUUAAAUGUGCUAUACAGGGACUGCGGAAUCCAAUUUGGACUAUUCGAAAUGCUUCCAUGCACUUAUACGGAGCAUUAGUUUCGCGUCUGUUUGGUCAGAAACGUGUUCGUGAUGAACAUUCUAAUUAUAACAAUACCCAAGCUGCAGAAUUUUUCUCUCGCUAUCCUUCCCUGAAGCCGUUUCUGCUAGAUGAAUUAAAACUAGCGUUCGAGGAUGGAGAAGUUCGUAGAACGGCCUGGAUUCAUGGUGGCGUUUAUCCGGCAUUAAUUAUUUUAUCCAAACUCCAGCAGGAUGAAGAGAUAGAUAGUACAAAGUAA